This is a messenger RNA of Cucurbita pepo subsp. pepo (vegetable marrow), 875 nucleotides long. RefSeq lists its product as uncharacterized. NCBI's taxonomy places the organism in Eukaryota, Viridiplantae, Streptophyta, Magnoliopsida, Cucurbitales, Cucurbitaceae. The record is from RefSeq and is a predicted model, not a curated record.
UACGCCGAUUAAUUGACGUACCAAAUCGUCCUUCUCUAAUCUCUCUCUCUCCGCGGGGCGAUCUUUCUUUCAAAAGCGGAGAUCGACGAACCGGAUCUCUCUGCGAUUGCGAUGGAGGAUUGCGAUCGCCGUGCUUUUCUUCACCGACGAACGAAUCGAAUCGGCGUCAAUGCGGAGGCGGCAGCGGCGGCGGAUAGGUUUCCGGCGUGGAGCGUACCGGAGACGAAGGAACUGCUAGCGAUAAGAGCGGCGCUGGAUAGAAGGUUCUCGGAAAUGAAACAGAACAGAAUGCUUUGGAUUUCGGUCGCCGGUAAGAUGAAGGCGAAAGGCUUUAAUCGGAACGACGAGCAGUGCAAGUGCAAGUGGAAAAAUCUCGUCACGCGCUAUAAGGGGUGUGAAACUAUGGAUCCUAAAGCUCUAAAGCAACAAUUUCCAUUUUACGACGACCUCCACACCAUUUUCACCGCAAGGAUGCAAAAGAAUUGGUGGAUCGAACCCGAAAACCGAGCAAAAGACUCGAAAAGGAAAGCCAUGACGGAGCGAUUGUCUAGCGAGGACCCGAAAAGGGGAAAAAGGAGGAGAGAAGAAGAUGAGAGAAGCAAUUUGAAGGAAAUAAUGAAGGGGUUUGUGGAGAGAGAGAAGGAAAUGGAGAGGCAAUGGAGAGAAGCGUUUAGGGUUAGAGAGGAAGAGAGAAGGUUGAAGGAGAAGGAAUGGAGGAUGAAAAUGGAAGGUCUAGAGAGAGAGAAGAUGAUGACGUGGAUAAUGUGGAGAGAGAAAGAUGAUGAGAGGAGAGAGAGAGAGGAAGCAAGGGCUUUGAACACUCAUGCUUUCAUCUAUGCUUUGUUGAGUAGCUUCACUUAAUUAAUUACCAUAUU